GUAACCGAAAAGCCUUGCUUAUAGUUCUCACAAUAGAUUCAAUUCUUUUGAUUGAUUCACCUAUAUAUUCUGAAAUGAUUGUGCUCAAUUGUAUGAAUAGGACAAUGGGAACGGAGCCACGUCAAGAGACCGUAAAGGAUCACUGUGAUGAACCCUGGACAAAGGAUCAGAUGAGGCCCUACUGAAACCCAGACGCUAUGCUGGAUUAAUUGAAAUCUUCGAACAGACAUGGUGUUGAACACCGAAUGGGCGCAAGUAGAAGUUAUAGAUCUUAUAAACGAUGGUACGGGCUUAGCAUUCGGAAUCAUAGGAGGCCGUAGCACAGGCGUUGUUGUUAAAACUAUAUUACCAGGAGGUGUGGCUGACAGGGAUGGUCGACUCCAGAGUGGAGACCACAUUCUUCAAAUAGGCGAAGUUAAUCUUAGGGGAUUGGGUUCUGAGCAAGUUGCUUCUGUUCUGAGACAGUGUGGAGUCCACGUUCGAAUGGUGGUUGCCAGGCCAAUUGAAUCUGCCAACGCGGAUUUUCAGACCUUAGGAAGUCUGGCACCGAUAGUCCCAACGAAGAUCCUUGGUGACCCCGUUGAGCUAGAUAAACACCUCAUAGAAAAUGGAUACAGCGAAGCAUUCGCAUAUCAUCCUUCUCCGUCCACUUUCAAUACCGACCCUUAUUUCUACACAGAACAUCAUCCCGAUUCCAUUCAAGUUCACGGUAUGAUCGACCCGUUUUCGGUGCCAUACAUCACCAGGGCUGACGUCCAAAAUAACCUUCCGAAAAUGCUUUCCCUCGAUGUAUCUCUACACGAAACCGAGCUUCCUGAAACUGAGACGUACACCGUCAAACUGAAAAAAGAUGACUUGGGUCUCGGAAUCACCGUCGCAGGUUACGUUUGCGAGAAAGAAGAAAUUUCUGGAAUAUUCGUCAAGAGUAUUAGUAAAGGAAGUGCUGCAGAUCUAAACAAGAACAUAAAAAUCAAUGAUAGGAUCGUCGAGAUUGCUCAAAUGCAGAAAGGAACGACUAAUGGUUUGGGAAUCAGCUUAGAAGGAACAGUAGAUGUGGAAGCUGGAAAGGAAGUGAGACCACAUCAUUACAUUCGAAAUAUCCUACCAGACGGUCCUGUUGGUAGGAAUGGAGUUCUUCAAUCUGGUGAUGAAUUAUUAGAGGUGAACGGCAUCCAACUUCUGGGAUUGAAUCAUCUCGAGGUGGUGUCAAUAUUGAAGCAACUGCCGAAUGUCGUCAACAUUGUUUGCGCCCGGUAUCCCGUUCCUAUUAGAAUAAUUGAUACGUCUCAACAUCGAGAAGCCUUCCAAACGAGGAAAAUUUUUGCGGGUAGCCUGCAAACUUUGGUAUCGAUCAACGAAAGCAAUCACCUAGUGAAGGCAAAAUCAGAAACGUCCAUUGCUUCUAGCAUGGCCAGUGAAGCUAUCAGCAGAUCGAGGUCCUUGGAGAUGAUUGCAGGGUUGCCAAUGUGGAGUGACGAACCCACGAUUGUAGAGUUGGUGAAAAACGAUCAUGGGCUGGGGUUCUCAAUUUUGGAUUACCAGGACCCGCUGAACACGAAGGAAACUGUUAUUGUGAUUCGAUCGUUAGUACCUGGAGGUGCGGCCCAGAAUGACGGAAGGUUGAUUCCAGGUGACAGAUUGCUCGCUGUAAACGAUAUCGACGUGGAACAUGCCACCCUCGACAGGGCCGUACAAGUUUUGAAGACAGCCCCGAAAGGAAUAGUCAAAAUCACCGUCGCCAAACCACUGAAUACUAACGAUGGAAUGUCGCAUGCCAGUCAG
Messenger RNA from Leptinotarsa decemlineata (Colorado potato beetle), 1782 nucleotides. Its product is annotated as multiple PDZ domain protein. Gene Ontology annotation, molecular function: protein binding. Lineage: Eukaryota; Metazoa; Arthropoda; Insecta; Coleoptera; Chrysomelidae. The record is from RefSeq and is a predicted model, not a curated record.